CUCACAUUGACACUCACACUCACACGCGCAGGCCCCGCGGCCGCCGCUUCCCGGAGGCGGUGCUUGGCCCGGAUCCCGGCUGGGGCUGGGAAGGAGAGGACUUGGGUGAGGAGCUGCUGCCACCUGGGCUGGGCCAGGACCUGAGAUCUCCUUGCUACUGCUGCCGCUGCUGCCUGGGGGACCUUUCUGAGACCCAGGUCGGGGACAGUGCCGGAGGGGCCUCCUCUGCUGCAGACAUCUGGAACCAGGUGCAGAUGGGUCUCUUCCUUCCUGCCCCCAUCUCUCUCACUCCCGGCUCAGUGUGGCGCUCUCCAGUCUCCUGUGGGAAUCAUCUGAAGUUCUGAGCCCGGAAGCCAAGGAGGAAGACGAGGAGGAGGAGGAGGAGGAGGAGGAGGGAGAGGAAGUCAAGCCCUGAGAACCCUUGCACCUUCCUAGCAGGAGACAAGGAGCAACACUGCGGUGGGGAGCAGGCUGUGGGGCCCCCACCCCCAGCCUCAGCCAGGCGUAGUGCCUGCCGUAGCACCCUAGAAGACCCCCAGCAGUUGGCACUAGCUGUACCCACCUUGCCUGGGGCCCCCGUGCUGGGGGUCGCCCCCAAGAUGGUGGCGGCCCCAGGGAGGACUGUACUGCCAGCCCCAGCCUCUGGCCGCUAGGCAUCCCCUACCUUGCCCCGGCCCCUCACUCCGAGGCCAGCGCCAUGCUGCGCCUGGGGCUGUGCGCGGCGGUGCUGCUGUGCGUGUGCCGGCCGGGUGCCGUGCGUGCCGACUGCUGGCUCAUUGAGGGCGACAAGGGCUACGUGUGGCUGGCCAUCUGCAGCCAGAACCAGCCGCCCUACGAGACCAUCCCGCAGCACAUCAACAGCACCGUGCAUGACCUGCGGCUCAACGAGAACAAGCUGAAAGCUGUGCUCUACUCCUCGCUCAACCGCUUUGGGAACCUCACCGACCUCAACCUCACCAAGAACGAGAUCUCCUACAUCGAGGACGGUGCCUUCCUGGGCCAGUCGAGCCUGCAGGUCCUGCAGCUGGGCUACAACAAGCUCAGCAACCUGACGGAGGGCAUGCUGCGCGGCAUGAGCCGCCUGCAGUUCCUCUUUGUCCAGCACAACCUCAUCGAGGUGGUGACGCCCACCGCCUUCUCCGAGUGCCCGAGCCUCAUCAGCAUCGACCUGUCCUCCAACCGCCUCAGCCGCCUGGACGGCGCCACCUUUGCCAGCCUCGCCAGCCUGAUGGUGUGUGAGCUGGCCGGCAACCCCUUCAACUGUGAGUGCGACCUCUUCGGCUUCCUGGCCUGGCUCGUGGUCUUCAACAACGUCACCAAGAACUACGACCGCCUGCAGUGCGAGUCGCCGCGGGAGUUUGCCGGGUACCCGCUGCUGGUGCCCCGGCCCUACCACAGCCUCAACGCCAUCACCGUACUCCAGGCCAAGUGUCGGAACGGCUCGCUGCCCGCCCGGCCCGUGAGCCACCCCACGCCAUACUCCACCGACGCCCAGAGGGAGCCAGAUGAGAACUCGGGCUUCAACCCCGACGAGAUCCUUUCGGUGGAGCCGCCGGCCUCGUCCACCACGGAUGCGUCAGCAGGGCCAGCCAUCAAGCUGCACCACGUCACGUUCACCUCGGCCACCCUGGUGGUCAUCAUCCCACACCCCUACAGCAAGAUGUACAUCCUGGUGCAGUACAACAACAGCUACUUCUCCGACGUCAUGACCCUCAAGAACAAGAAGGAGAUCGUGACGCUGGACAAACUGCGGGCGCACACUGAGUACACCUUCUGCGUGACCUCGCUGCGCAAUAGCCGCCGCUUCAACCACACCUGCCUGACCUUCACCACGCGGGACCCCGUCCCCGGAGACUUGGCACCCAGCACCUCCACCACCACCCACUACAUCAUGACCAUCCUGGGCUGCCUCUUCGGCAUGGUUAUCGUGCUGGGAGCCGUGUACUACUGCCUGCGCAAGCGGCGCAUGCAGGAGGAGAAGCAGAAGUCUGUCAACGUCAAGAAGACCAUCCUGGAGAUGCGCUACGGGGCUGAUGUGGAUGCCGGCUCCAUUGUGCACGCUGCCCAGAAGCUGGGCGAGCCUCCCGUGCUGCCCGUGUCUCGCAUGGCCUCCAUCCCCUCCAUGAUCGGGGAGAAGCUGCCUACAGCCAAGGGGUUGGAGGCCGGGCUGGACACACCCAAGGUAGCCACCAAAGGCAACUAUAUCGAGGUGCGCACAGGCACCGGCGGGGACAGUCUGGCUCGGCCCGAGGAUGACCUCCCGGACCUCGAGAACGGCCAGGGCUCGGCUGCAGAGAUCUCCACCAUUGCCAAAGAGGUGGACAAGGUCAACCAGAUCAUUAACAACUGCAUUGAUGCUCUUAAGCUGGACUCGGCCUCUUUUCUGGGAGGCGGCAGCAGCAGUGGGGACCCCGAGCUGGCCUUCGAGUGCCAGUCCCUCCCUGCAGCUGCUGCCGCCUCCUCGGCCACUGCCCCCGGGGCCCUGGAGCGGCCCAGCUUCCUUUCGCCUCCCUACAAGGAGAGCUCCCACCACCCACUACAGCGCCAGCUGAGCGCCGACGCGGCCGUGACCCGCAAGACCUGCAGCGUGUCGUCUGGUGGUUCCAUCAAGAGCGCCAAGGUCUUUAGCCUGGACGUGCCUGACCAUCCGGCCGCCACAGGGCUGGCUAAGGGCGACUCCAAGUACAUCGAGAAGGGCAGCCCCCUCAACAGCCCGCUGGACCGGCUCCCGCUGGUGCCGGCGGGCAGCGGUGGGGGCAGCGGCGGGGGCGGGGGCAUCCACCACCUGGAAGUGAAGCCAGCCUACCACUGCAGCGAGCACCGGCACAGCUUUCCCGCCCUGUACUACGAGGAGGGUGCCGACAGCCUGAGCCAGCGCGUGUCCUUCCUCAAGCCGCUGACCCGCUCCAAGCGUGACUCCGCCUACUCGCAGCUCUCCCCCAGACACUACUACUCAGGGUACUCCUCCAGCCCCGAGUACUCAUCCGAGAGCACGCACAAGAUCUGGGAGCGCUUCCGGCCCUACAAGAAGCACCACCGGGAGGAGGUGUACAUGGCUGCCGGUCACGCCCUGCGCAAGAAGGUCCAGUUCGCCAAGGACGAGGAUCUGCAUGACAUCCUCGAUUACUGGAAGGGGGUCUCGGCCCAGCAGAAGCUGUGAUGCCCCCUUCCUCCCUGGUGAGGUCGGAGCCAGAGGGCUGGGGGCCUUUUUGGGGAAGGGUCCAGGCGGCCAGGGCGGGGAGCAGACUCGGGGGCCAAGGCCCAGGAGAGGACGCACAUGCAGACCCGCACGCACGCACGCACACACACACCUGACCACCACCCGACUGUGAACAAACCAACAUCCGACAAUAACGGACAGGAAAACAGAGACACAUUUUCCUUAAAGUUUACAAACUGAUACCGAAACCAGUCGUCUUUACUGUGCUGCCCAGGGACUCUGCUGGGGUGUGCAGGGCCGGGGGCCGGCAGGGGGAGGAAGGAAGCCAAGAGAGUGUGGGGCCUGGGGGUCUGGGGCUAGAAACAGGUGUGGGGACCAAGAAGGCUGGAGUAGAGAGGGACUGAAGCCCCUCUGGGGCAGGGAGAGGGUCCCCUCCCAAGCUGGGGGUCAAGUCACCUGCAGAUUUAGCAUUAGACAGACAUCAGGCAAUGUCUCCUUCCACUUUAGAGAGGGGGAAACUGAGGCCAAGAGAAGGGAGUUGACAACCCCAGGGUCACACAGCAGCUUAGCCUCAAGUCUCCCAACUUCCCAGCCCAGUGCUGUCCUGGAACCCCCCGCAGCCCCCUUGUGGACCCCUGCCCACCCUGUGCCCACCCCACAUCCCUUUCCGAAGCUGUGGUCCCUUGGGGCUGAGGGAUUUGAGAAUCAGGCAGGUGCUUUUUCUUCCUAGAAAGCCACAUGGCAGUGCCCCCAGAGCGUGCAGCUGUGAUUCAGAAUCCUGGGGGGCUUUUGCCCCCUAUGCUGGCACCCGGGAGAAGGGAGAGGGUCCUGUUGACGGGAAAGGAGCCGAGGCAGGGCGACAUUCCACCAGCCCACUUCAAGUGUCUUCCACGUGGCCUGGGAAGAGUGGGGUGUGUGGCGGGCAGGCCAGCUCCCAGGACAUCUCAGGUGCAGGCCCCCGGCCCCAGCUUCUCUGGUCCUCCGAGACCCCUGCUCACCGCAGAAGGGCAGCGGUGCACUGUGAUGCCUGGAGGGCUGCAGGGAGGAGCUGUCAUGGGGGACUUCCGGCCUGUCCCCAUGGCCUGUGUCCCCACCUGCCCGACCCCAUCGUGGGAUCUCGGCUCCUGUCUCAGCCACCCACCAGGGGAAGGAGGGCUUUCUCACCCACCCCCUCUGGGCUGCUUAUCCAGGCCUGGCCCCCUGGCUAGAGGGGCUCCCAUGUUUCCAUGGCAAUGGCCACUCCCCUCUUUCUGACCCCCCACCCAACAUCAAACAAAGCACAAACAGUGAGGCUCCCCACCCGAGAGAGGGUUGGGGAGCAGGCUGGGUUCGUGGUGCCCCACCCCCUCCCAGCCAGCCUCUGUCACCAUGGUAACCCUGUGCCUGGCAGUUGGUGCCCAGAGUGACCGUUGGGCUCCGGGGUUCUCUGUGUAGGCGGUGGCAGAGGGUGUUGAGGGUGGUGAGGGAGGGCCGGGCUGGCAGCAGCUCCUGGGGCCAGCUCUUUUGGGAGGCAAAUCUGGGGUCCUGAGACUGGGGUCUUGACCAGUCAGGAUGCUGAUGGGCCGGAGUCCAUCAUCCUUCACCUCUGGGUGGGAGCUGGCCCAGCGGGGUGUGGGGAUGCCUCUACUAGCAGCUUUGCCCGCCUAGCGACAUGUCUCUUGGCUCCCACCCACCUCAGCUUGGGGGGCCUCGGCUCUCCCCACGCCCCUGCCAGAGACUCCCAGUCUAGGGCCUGUGGCCCACAUGGGUUUCCUGGGAUUUGGGGAGUGUGACUGAGGGGUGAGGGCAGGCACGGGAAUGGGUCCAAGACCAGCACUGUUGGUGGGCAGGGGCUCUGACCAGGAAAGCUAGUGCCAUCCCCUGGGGACCCCAACGACCUUCCUGCUGGGGGCAGGGGGUGGGGGAGGACAGCAGAGGGCUAGGAGGCUCGGGCUCAGCUAAGUACCUCUCUCACACGAACUUUGGGGUUAACGAAGCCCAGGGCUCACUUUGAGGGUGACAUUUGCAAGAAAAGACUGUUCUCCCCGGGCGAGGAGGGGAGGGGGCGGCAUGGAUACGCGGAGCAGACCUCCCUCCCCCGGCCCCCAAAACCUGCCCUCCAACCCCUCCUCACACCCAGUCGGCACAACUGAGAAAAGCAAGCAGGCAGAGAAGCCAGGGUUGUGAGGAAGCAGACUCCCUGUUAUAUUUGCAUGAUGAUUUUACUGUAUUUUUCUGAGCAAACAUCUGUCGUGUAUGUGCCAGUUUGUCCAGACUCCCCUGCCCCCUCUCUGAUGCCCUGCUUUCCCACAUUCUGUCUGUUGUGAUCUGACGAGCAGCUCUUGAAACCCAGGGAGGGGUCAGCUCUGCAAAAACAGACCCAAAACAGGUGCCACCAAGACACAGCCCUGCCCCACACCCAUCUCCUGUGCAUCUGAGCAUUGGUCCCAAGUGCCACCUCCCUUCCUUCCUCCCUCUCUCCACUGCCAUCUGCUUUUCCCAAGUUCCUUCCCCUCCUCCAUGCCAGGGAGGGCAGCCCCAGGGAAGCCUCCUCAAGGGCUCAUGUCCCGGUGGAAGGGACUGUCCGUCCGUCCCGCUUGUUCCCGUUUUGCAGAUGAGGAAAUCAGGGCUCCCAGACGGGGGCCUGGUGACUUGGCUGGCCAGCUGGGGUGGAGGAUCAGUCACACUACUGAGUAUAGGAGGCCAGGAGCUUGGGGCUUCGUGGGGGUCUUCAUGGAGAGGGUGGGGGCUUUGAGAAAGGAACCCAUGUGAAGAAGCAGCACGCCUGGGCUGGGCCCCAGCGAGGGUUCCCGGCAGCAGGAGUUAGGGGCCUGUGCUUGCCAUUUCCCCAUCCUUUUUGUGUGAAGAUACUUAUCAGACCUCAGACUCCCUGACUGCAGGGACAGGGGCCCUUCCAAAGAGCAGGACUCUGAUGAUCCAGGAGGGGAACUGGCCUUGAAGACCCAGUUCAUGUGGUUCUUUGUGAGGCAGAGCAGGGUCUAAGACUCGGAUCUCUGGCCUCCCAGCCAGGCCAGAGCCCCAACUGCUCAGCUUGGGGAGAGCCCACCGGAGGCUGGCCUGCAUCUGUGUCCCACGUCCUGUUCAGGGUGAGUUCUUCCCAUGCGGGAGGGAAGUACUCACAAAACGCUGCCAUCCAAGGUCUGGGUUUGUGAUGGUGAUGAGCAUGGUGGAACUGGGCUGUGGUCUGGGGCAGGCCAGCAGGGCAGACACCAGGAGAAGAGGGCAGGGGGGCCGCAGGGAGGGAGGGGAGAUGGGGGCCCGGUGGAGUGAGGGAUGUGUGGGUGCCAUGCCCUGGACCUCUGCGGGGAGGCCUCCUGCCUUGGGCCCGAACGAGGUCACACCUGGGCUUGCCUGCCUCUGUUGGAGAAUCUCCUCUGAAGCUGUUUCUGGGAAGUAGCACAAUGGGUCUGCUCCUUCCUGGAGGGCACAGCAGGUGCAGCUAACCCUCUGUUGGAGCCUAUGGCCCUCCAGUAGCAAAACACAGAGGUCUGGCAGGAAGACAAGAAAGCCUGGUUGGUGGGGAAACCUCCUCAUGGGUCCCAGCCUUGCUUCUCCCCGCGGCAGGAGCAGUCUCUCUCUGCCCACCAAAGAUCCCUGACCUGGGCUUCCCUCCUGGGGCAGUGCAGGAGGCAUGUGGGGGCAGCCUGUGUCCAGGCUGGGGAGCCCGUGUCUGGGUAGGUCUGGGAAAAGGGCUGUCAGGGGAGCGAGGAGGGUGGGAGUAAAAAGACCCACUUGGGAAGGCCAGGCCUGGAUCGCCCCCGGGAGGCAGCUGGGGCAGCAGCAGUGGGGAGUGUCAGGCUGGCCGAGAGUCACCCAUGUUCUCAAAUGGAAGUUGGUCGCCUGCCCCACUCCCUCCUGGAAAUGUCACAGAGGGUGGAACAGAAGUGCAGAGAAGGAAAGAAGAGGAAAGGAAACCUAGAGUCGAGAAACUUGUUAGUGACAGUGCUAGGGCCGGGAUGGCAUCAGGAAUGAAGGACAACAGUGACAGGUCCCAGCUUAUAAGGGGCCUAAGUGCAGGGAAGGGAUAAACACAAUGCUCCCUAGUGACUGGGGCCUUGCAGAAAAUAAAAUAGGGUGAUGGGGUGGGGAGGGGAAAGGCUGGUCAGGGAGCAUCCCUUGUGGGAUGGGGGGACAGGCAGCCAAGCUCUGAAUGACAAGAGGAGCCAGAAGGGUGGGUGGGUGGGUGGGUGUGAACACGAGACUAGAGGGAAUGGGGUUGCAGUGGCUGCCUGUCCCCCAGGCACCGCCUCUGUCCCCUACUACUCUGCCCCUGCCCAUUCCUGGCCCAGCAGAGCCCCCUUUCCCUGAGUGUGGAUGGACGGCUCCAAGCUGUCGGGGAGCCCAGGGAAGCUCGGCCCUGAGGGGCUUACUUUGCCCGUGGAAGCCAGUGUGAAGGUUAGGGCAGCCUUGCCUGGCGCCAUUGCCACCUCUCCUGUCUGACAAGGUGGCUGAGCCCCAGGAGAGGGGACCUCCUCUAACUCUCAUGCUCAGAUUCCAUCCUGGCACACUCCUUCCCUGACCCUGGGUCUCCCACUUCCCACCUCUAAGACAAAACCAGGGUCCAUACUGCUUGCCUCCAGAGGCGGCUUCAGGCCUCACUAAAGGUCAGGCAGUCCUGCUGAGCAGGAAGGAGAGGAAGGGGGUCCUGUAGGGUGGGCAGGAUGGUCUGGGCCUGCUCCUCCUUCCUCCUGCCCCUCUGCCACUCCACACUCCACCACAGGGCUGGGACAGGGGCUUGGAGUUCCUGCAGUGGUGGCCACACUUCCCUCCCUCCCUCCCUCCCUCCCUCAGGAGCCGCCAGUCCCCAAGUUGGCUGUGGUUGGGCACCUGGUUUGGGUCCUGCAGAGCUGGGCUCAGGCCCUGGGCUCUGAACCUGUGAACCCUCGCUGUGUUACGAACCUUUCCUUCCUCUGAGGGCCUUGAACCCUCUCCUUUUCUUCUUUUGGGGGUGGGGGUUAACUUUAUUUUCUCUUCCCUAUAUCUGCCUCUCCCUCCCCUCAAUUUCCUGUUUUAAAACUGAAUGGCACGAAAUUGUUUUCCUCAACUCGGAGAUUCCUGUAUGGAGAGAAUCAAUUUCUAUAUUUGCAAUAAAUUUCUUAUUUAAAGCUA
Messenger RNA from Symphalangus syndactylus (siamang), 8269 nucleotides. It is a transcript of the gene ELFN2, whose product is annotated as extracellular leucine rich repeat and fibronectin type III domain containing 2. Gene Ontology annotation, molecular function: protein binding. Gene Ontology annotation, cellular component: plasma membrane. The record is from RefSeq and is a predicted model, not a curated record. NCBI's taxonomy places the organism in Eukaryota, Metazoa, Chordata, Mammalia, Primates, Hylobatidae.